AUGGAUGUUGCAACAGAAUGGAACUCAACAUGUGAAAUGCUCCAUAAUUCUUUAGAGGCGAGAGAAGCAUUUGAGCGUUUAGCAGAGUCGGAUCAGAAUUUCAAGACGUUGCCAACUGACGAGGAGUGGGAAAAAUGCAAAUCAAUUGGUCAAUGCCUGAAAGUUUUCAAUAGUGCCAUGAAACAUAUGUUGGACAGAAAGUAUCGAACUGCGAACUUCUAUUUCUGGGAUGUCUGUGAUCUUUAUCAUCAUUUGAUUCAAUGGGGAAAUAGCAAAGAUGACUAUAUUCGUUCUAUGGCUUUUACAAUGAGAUUAAAAUUUGAGAAGUAUUGGAAAGAGACUAAUUUAUUUAUGGCACUUGGGGUUAUUCUUGACCCUCGCUACAAAAUGGAACUCAUUGUUUAUGUUUUGAAUGCAAUUUAUGGGGAUGAUGCUGAUUACCAUAUUAAGAAGAUCAAAUUUGUUGUUGUUGACUUCUAUUCUGAGUAUGCAUUAUAG
Macadamia integrifolia is the source of this 498-nucleotide messenger RNA. RefSeq names its product zinc finger BED domain-containing protein RICESLEEPER 1-like. Lineage: Eukaryota; Viridiplantae; Streptophyta; Magnoliopsida; Proteales; Proteaceae. The coding region runs from base 1 to 498 and encodes 165 amino acids. The record is from RefSeq and is a predicted model, not a curated record. Gene Ontology annotation, molecular function: DNA binding. The transcript has a single exon.